AUGGUUUUAUCUGUGUUUUGGCAUGGUCAUAGACAUUUUAUUCUAUAUGGUGGACCAGAGUCAGGUGAAGGUUGGCAUUUAGAAGAUGGUCAUUUCUCUACAAUAAGGGAACUGAUUGAAUAUCAUAUGAAAACUCAAACUCCCGUGACAGCAAAAUCAGGAGCAUGUCUUAUUACACCAAUUUCAAGACCUGAUUGGGAACUAGACAAUCGUGAUGUACAACUGCUACAAAAAAUUGGUCAAGGUAACUUUGGUGAUGUUUACCGUGGUGUAUAUAAUGGAAAUGAAGUUGCAGUGAAAACUUGUCGUGUCGAUAUGACAGCAUCAGAUUUACGUCGGAAAUUUCUCCAAGGUGAAACAACUGCUUUAAAUUUCAAUCAUCCAAAUAUUGUCAAAUUAGUUGGUAUUGCAGUUCAAUCUUAUCCAAUUAUGAUUGUGAUGGAGUAUGUUCCAGGUGGUUCUCUUUUAAAUCAUUUACGUAAAUCAAAAAAUGCAUUACCUGUUAUGAAACUACUUCAAAUGAGUUUAGAUGCUGCUAAUGGAAUGAUGUAUUUAGAAGCGAAAAAUUGUAUUCAUCGAUUACCUGCACCUGAUUUAAUGCCAGUAUGGUUACGUACAUUAAUGAAUCAUUGUUGGCAUGAUGAACCAAUGAAUCGACCUAGUUUUAUAAAAAUUUCUAAUGAAAUUCAAAUUCCUAAUGUGAAUUCAUUUACACCAAAUUUAAAUAGAUCUAUAGAUCAUUCAAAACAUUGUCCAUUGAAUAAAUCUAUUCAUGAAAAGAAUACAUCAACUAUUUCAUCUCAAUUAUCUAUUCCUAUUAAAGAUCGAAGAACUAGAGAGGAUUAA
This is a messenger RNA of Schistosoma spindalis, 846 nucleotides long. Lineage: Eukaryota; Metazoa; Platyhelminthes; Trematoda; Strigeidida; Schistosomatidae. The record is from the annotation of a GenBank genome assembly.